GAGUGAGUGAGAGAGAGAGAGAGAGAGAGAGAGAGACGCGUCUCAAAACUCAGGACCAGUAGCAUGAAAACACUCUGUUAUAACGUUUCGCUAUUCCCUUUCAAACAUUCAUUUAACAGUUCGAUUCAUCUUAAUGAUUUCCCGUCGAAACGCCCCUGAAGAAAAAGUUUGACAAGCGGAAGUUCGCGCGGUAGGAAAUCGGAAAAAGUCUAAAGAUUUGUGAAAUAUUUAUCCGUUAUCUUGCUGUGCAGCGGUAGAGUGUUUGAAAAAUGGACACUCACGUUAAGGAGGGACAACUGUACGUCCAGCAUCAGAAGUUUGGAAAGAAAUGGAAGAAGAACUGGUUCGUACUGUUCCCAGCCAGUCAAAACGGCAUCGCAAGGCUUGAAUUUUAUGAUUGCUCGGGCAGCGCCAGUGAUAAACCCAGCACUAAGAAAAUGGACAAGAAGAUAAUCCGUCUGUCAGAAUGCAUCAGCAUACUGCCUGCUGUCACUGAAACCUGCCCCAAAGAAAACAUGGCUGCCUUCUAUGUGGAGACCAAUGAAAAGACGUACAUCUUUGCAGCUGAGAAAUAUAUUACCAAUGAGUGGGUGGAGAAGAUGUGUGAGAUUGCUUUUCAGGGAGGAAGUGGUUCUCUUAGUAGUUUUGACUCAAAUGGACAGCAAGAGCUACAAAUGGCAGAAAAUCUAAUUUAUUACUCCAGAGAGGAAGUAAAUGAAUUUUGGGUGAGUGUCCAGAGGACAGAAGCAUCAGAGCGCUGUGGUCUAUCUGGUAAUUACUGGCUUAGAGCUAAUGUGGAUAACCUUAUUCUGAAGGACCCCAAGACUAAAAAGGAUUUAUUCAUAUGGCCAUACAAACUUCUCCGUCGCUAUGGAAGAGACCGAGUGAUGUUCUCUUUUGAAGCUGGGCGACGCUGUGAAUCUGGGCCGGGGAACUUCACCUUUGAGACAAAGCAGGGGAAUGAGAUAUUUCACAUGGUUGAGGAAUCCAUUCGGGAGCAGAAAGCCCAAGCUGAAGAACGACAUCAAAGCUUUCCAUCAUUAGACUCUGACUGCCCAGCUCUCCAGCAGAUCCGUGCUGCCAUCUCGGAAGCAAACAGUCGUGAACCAGAUGGAGAUUCUGGUGGUAGCAAGCCUGGGUCUGCGGAUGGUGUCUUUGGUCGAAAGGACAAUGAUGGGAAAAACAUAAAGGGCCGAAGCCUUCCAGAGCCGCCACCUCCAGUUAGUGGGACCCCUCCACGGUCUCCCAUGCCUCGUGGGUCCAAAAAUCUGUUAGAGGACCAAGGGAGUCUGUACUCGGAGCCUGCUGACUCGGUCCGUGCGCCGCCCAGUCUAGGGGACUGUUUGUACUCAGACCCGGUGGACAGUAUCAAAGUCAUACCCACUCCUAACCCCCGCCUCAGGCCGACUGGCGAAGAGGGGGGUAGCCGCCACUCAGGAAUCAAGCCUGAGCCGUUCUACUCAGACAUCUAUGAUCAUAUCAGUCUGGACUUGGUGCAAAGUACAAUGGCAUUGGGACUCGAUGGGCGAAACAGACACCCUGCAGAUGGAGGUCCAACAGAGCACAUCUAUGAUGAGCCAGAGGGACGAGCCAGAUCUACAAUUCCUAUCAUCACGCUUUAUGAUGAAGCACGUUCGGAAGUGCAUCCCUGGAAAACCAGGGGAAUGGAAGAGCCUCAAGGUCAGGAGGUGGCUCAACAACCGCCGCCACUUCCCAGACCAAAAGGCCCCAAACCUAUCACAGCACCAAAACCAAGCAAAGUAGCAUUGCCCAAGAAAGACCCUCAUCCACUGCCUCAAAAUAAAGGCAGUGCUAACCUGAACAACAACAACAGUAGCAACAGCCAUGACAGCACGGAAGUUGGUAGAAGAGGUGCAGGUGCUGGAAACAACAUGGACCUGUAUAACAAAGUAUCUAGACAUCAACCACCUCCAAAUGCGUGGUAUCCAACCAUGCAGUCUCCAGACAUCAUCUACGACAACUUAGGAGACAUUUGACUUCACCUUUGUCGACAUUUAAGCAGUCA
This is a messenger RNA of Pimephales promelas (fathead minnow), 2026 nucleotides long. It is a transcript of the gene dok1b, whose product is annotated as docking protein 1b. NCBI's taxonomy places the organism in Eukaryota, Metazoa, Chordata, Actinopteri, Cypriniformes, Leuciscidae. Gene Ontology annotation, cellular component: cytoplasm. The record is from RefSeq and is a predicted model, not a curated record. Gene Ontology annotation, biological process: positive regulation of MAPK cascade; Ras protein signal transduction; cell surface receptor protein tyrosine kinase signaling pathway.